UCUUAUAGGGUGUCCAGAUAAGAUUGUGGUAUACGAAAAUUAUACAUAGAAUUUUAUAAGUGGCAUCAUCUAAUGGUCUGGACGAAUUUUAGUUUGUCCCUUUCACUACUAAAUGGCAUCACUUGUCAGUUCUAAGAAUAUGCAAAAUAGUCAGUAUUGACAGAGAUGAAAAGGUCCCCUCUCCAACUACGUCUACUUCCCCUCAAAUAAUGGACAGCGUGUAGUCAAAGUAUUGAACACGUGUGGUGUGAUUUGAGAUUGUUGUCGACUGUUAUUUCGUGAUUACUUUACUUCUAAACCUCCUAAACUCACAAUAAAGAAUAUCGUGAUAUUAAAUAAACUAAAAACUAGACUGGUUGCAAAGAACAGACGUAAACAUGAACGAAUUAUUAAACGAUAAGCGAUUUGCGCACAUAGCGCGAGAUCCAAAAUUUAAGAGGAUUCCGAAAGCAGAGAGGAAGGUGAAAGUAGACAAAAGAUUUCAAAGCAUGUUCAGUGAUAAGAAGUUCUCAAUUAAAUAUACAAUUGACAAACGAGGUAGACCCGUGAAUCAGACGUCAUCUGAAAAUCUUAAGAAGUAUUAUGAUUUACCUAGCAGCGAGGAAGAGGAGGAUAGCAGAAAUGAAGAACAGCAAGAGAGAUUGAAACAGGAGAAGAAAAAGAAGUCUACGCCACAUAAAAAGAAGGAAAAGAUUAAAAGUAAAAACCUUCCGAACAAUGAAAUAGAUGCUCAUGAGGAAAGUGAUUUGUCUGAUAACUGUUUUUCGAGUAAUGGGGAAUUGCUUAGGAUCAAACCAAGGGAAGAAUGCGAGGAUACAGAUUCUCUUAAACAGAAUAAAACAGAGUCUGAGACUGAAUCAGAUAUAGAUGAUGAAAAGAGUGCAAGGAAUUUAAAAGCAGAUUUAAAAGAAAGCAGAAGACAAUUAAAUAUCAGAGAAAAGAAUGAAUCUGGCCAGCUCACCGAUAAAGUUAGAACGAAAUUAAAAGAUUUAAGUGUGAACUAUGCAAGAGGUGAAGGAGUUUUAAUGACGGACAGUUCUUCUGAUGAUGAAAGUUCUGAAGCUUCUGACGGGGAAGAAAUCGAUCACAACUGGGGUGAAUUGGAUAAGGAAGCUGAGACAACGGAUGAAAUUACAUGUAGAUUAGCAGUUUGUAAUAUGGACUGGGACAGAAUACGUGCUGUAGAUUUAAUGGUUUUAUUUAACUCGUUCCUGCCUAUCGGUGGUUUUAUUCGUUCGGUUACUAUUUAUCCAUCAGAAUUUGGUCUGGAACGUAUGAAAGAGGAAGAAAUUAAAGGACCGAUAGAACUGACUGAAAACAACAAGGAGAGGGAAAUCGAAGAUGAGAGCGAUGGCGAAGAGGGCUCGUCGUAUCACAUGGAGAAAUUAAGACAAUACCAGCUUAAUCGGUUAAAAUAUUAUUAUGCGGUUGUCGAUUUUAAUUCGGCCGAAUCAGCGAAUAAAAUCUACACGGAAUGCGAUGGUACCGAAUAUGAAUCCACAGCGACAAAAUUGGAUCUUAGAUUUAUUCCAGACGACAUGGAAUUCGAUCAGACUCCCAAAGAGGUCUGCACCGAAUUGCCAGAGCUUACGAAAUAUCAGCCAAGACUGUUUACAACGACAGCUCUGCAACAAGUUAAAGUAGAGUUAACGUGGGAUGAAACGAAUCCAGAGAGAGUAGAGCUAACGCAAAGAUUGAAUUCUGGAAAAUUGGAUGAAAUCAAUAAGGAUGAUUUACAAGCCUAUUUAGCGACUGAUUCAAGCGACAAUGAAUCAGCGGAAGAAAAAGAGGAAUGUAAAGAAGAUAAAAGCGAUUCCGGAGGAGAGACGAAUGUCGAUCCAAUCGAAAAGUAUAAGGCGCUGUUGAAAGAAAUACAGGAGAAGGAAGAGGCGAAACAAAAGAAGGACGUCGAGUUAGAAUUCACCUGGGGUUGGGGUGCGAAGGAGAAAGCUGAGAAACUGGUACAGGAAAGAUUGAAGAAGGAAGAGAACCUUACACCGUUCGAACAAUAUCUGGAGAAACGAAAAGCGAAGAAGAAAGCCAAACGGGAGGAGCGAAAUAAAUGUAAAAAUCUGCAGAAGGAUGCAUUAGAUUCUGAUGGUUCAGAGAUGCUUGAUUCAGACCAUAACGAAGUCGAUGGUAAAUCAUCCCGUAAACAGAAAAAUGGUACUAAAAAUGAGAGCAACGCGUCAUCUGAUAACGAAGAGGAACGACGUAAAGCUGAAUUGGAGCUGUUGCUGAUGGACGAAAACGACAACGGUAAACAGCACUUCAAUAUGAAGAAAAUCGAGGAAAGUGCUACGAUGUCAAAAUCUAAGCUGAAACGAUUAAGUAAAAAGAAGAAUGGUCAAGAUCAAUCGGCCGAAGACAAUUUCGAAGUGAACGUGCAAGAUCCAAGAUUCAACGCGUUGUUUACGUCGCAUCAUUUCAAUAUCGAUCCUGCUGAUCCUCAUUAUAGGAGGACUAAAGGCACCGAGACUUUGAUCAAAGAAAAAUUAAAAAGGAGAGCUGAGAAUGAUCCCACUGAUGAAAUACCAGCCAAAGAGACGAAGAUAAAGCCUAAUACAGAACUACAAGCAUUAGUUAAUUCAGUGAAACAGAAGAGUAAGAACAUUACAAGACCAAUAAAAUAAUUUGUUAUCUA
Molecule: messenger RNA, 2644 nt
Organism: Ceratina calcarata
Lineage: Eukaryota; Metazoa; Arthropoda; Insecta; Hymenoptera; Apidae
Product: ESF1 homolog
Exons: 8
Coding region: 378-2633 (751 amino acids)
Biological process (GO): rRNA processing
Cellular component (GO): nucleus
Molecular function (GO): RNA binding
Source: RefSeq, a predicted model, not a curated record